Messenger RNA from Paramecium pentaurelia, 2268 nucleotides. Lineage: Eukaryota; Ciliophora; Oligohymenophorea; Peniculida; Parameciidae. The record is from the annotation of a GenBank genome assembly.
AUGGCAUAGUCUUUUACAAUCUUAUAAAAUUCCUUUAAACAUUUUGGACAGGGUCAUUAUAAAGAAUCAAUGGAGUAAUCUACUAUUUAAGUAUAGGGAAUUACAGAAAUUUAAGCAAUUAAAGGAACAAUCUGAUCAAAAUCAAUCAAUGGUGUAAAUUAAUGAAAAUAUCAUCCUUUGUGAAUAUAAUAUUAGCAAAGAUGCUAAUGCUUGCAUUACUAAACUUGAUGAAAUUAUUGAUGAAAUUAAAAAGUCUUAAACCUAGAAAAGUAAGUAUUUAGGUAAUUAAAUAUUAUUAGAGAAGAAACAAGAAGAUGAUAGUAUUUUAUAGUUCAAUAAAGCAAUUAUGCUCUUUUUAAGUGGAAAAGUAAGAUAGGCCCAUAACCUAUUGAAAUAAUUGAAAGACAACUAUUAUUUGGACAUUUACUUAAAUAUUAAGGUGCAUUUGUUAUUAGUUGAAACAUCAUUUUAAUUAUAAGAAUUUGUAUAUGCAAGUGAAUUGUAUAAGAAACUAUCCUCAGAAGAUACAUUAAAAUCCUUACAAAAUAAAAGUACAAAAUCCAAUUAAGUUGAUGAUCAAUAAUAAUAAUCAUAACCAAUUUAUACAUCAUUAUUGUUGGGUUCUGAUCUACCUUAUCCUGAUGCCCAUCCAAAUACUUUUAGUAAAGAGGAAUUUUUAUUCAUAUUAAAUAUGAUUAAAUUUCGAUUUUAUAUGUUUUCAAAUUCAAAAGAUUGGAAAAAAUAAAUGAUAAAUUUUGAAUAAUCCUUAAAAAACUAUAUAAUUUAAUUAGAUCAGUAAUCAGGCAUAUAAUAAUAGUAAGUAACAUAAUUUUCAAUUGAAAUCUAACCUUAUUUAAAAUUGCAUUCAUAGAUGAUUUUUAAGUAAUUAAAAGCAUAAAAACAUAUCAAUUUGAAUGAUAAUGUUGUGAAAUGUAUUAAAAUGUUUAAUCCAUACUCAGAAUUAUCAAACUAAUAAAAUUUAGAUUUUAUUAAAAGUAAAUAAUACUUAUAUUUGACCUAAAUUUAUAAUAACUUAGGCUGUGCACAUGCAAAAAUGGGUAAAUAUGCACUGGCUACAGUGUAUUUCCAUAAAGCUAUAUGUUAAACAAAAUAAAUGUUGUAAUCAACUAAUCUAUAUGAAAGUAUAAUUUUAACUAAUGUUAAAUAAAGAUAAUUUGCCAUCUAUCAAAAUUUAGGUGAUGCAUUAUUUAUGGAUUAAAAAUAUUAAAAAGCUUUAAAUAUUUAUAAUCAAUUAUAAGAUGUUUGUAAUUAAAGUGCUAAAUUUUGGUAUAAUAGAGGUGUUUGUUAUAUAUAAUUAUAUCAUGAAUAUAAUCCUGAUAAGAAUGAGAUUUAUGAAAUAUCAGAAGAACAUACUCAAAUUGAUAAUUAAGAAGAGGGAAAGAAAAUUAUACUUUAAAGUAGAGAAAUUUAUAGUGAUGUUGAUGAAGAAUGUUAGGAUUAAUUCUAUAAAAUUGAUUAAAAAAAUGAAGAAAAUAAAUUAGUAUAACCAAAAGUUGUUAAAGAAUUGUUAAAUAAUGCUAUUAAGUAUGAUAAAUAAAAUCUAUUAAAGAUCAUUCCGUAAUGCUAUUAUUUUAUCUAAGAAAGAGAAAAGAGAAGAAAUAAUACUAUUAGAUUAAGAUUAAUUAUAAAUUUCAGGUUCAUAAUUAUUUGAAUCCUCAAUGGUCUUCUUAACAUAUGCAUACCUUUGUAGAGGAGAUUACAAUUUAGCCUUACAAUAAGGAAAAGAGGCAUUAGAAUACAAUUUGUCUGAUAACAAUAAAUACACUAUUAUAUAAUAUGUAUUGGAAGCCUAUAUUUCUACUUCCAAAAUAAAUUAAGCUAAUACUUUUUUGAAUACUAAUGGAGUAAUUACUUUUUUUAAUAGAUUCAUUAAUAGCAAUUUGUAAUUUUAAUGCAGAAAUGUAAUUGGAAUUCAAACUACUUGUUUUUCCAAUUAUAGUCCUAAAGCAAUAAAUCAUUUUAAUUAUGCUGCGUUCUAUUUACAUAAUGAUAAUUUGCCUCAAGCUUGGAAUUCUAUUUAAUCUUUAAUGAAUUGCUGUUAAAUUGUGAUAAAUUAAAAUAAUCAAGUUAUUCCAUUACCUAUUCUAAAUUUAUUAAUAUGGUAUUAUUUGAAAUCAGGUAAAAAUAUAUUUUAGAUAUAUCUUUCUAGAUUAAGUGUAAUUAGCCAUACAUUUGAUAAAGAGAAGAAGAUUAUUAACAGGAUAAAUGGGAAAAAAUAAAAUAUCUCUAUUAAAUAUUACAAAAUGA